CGGGCCACACUGCCCGGACUUUCCGUGAGGAGCUCUCGUUCUCGCCGGAGUCGCCGGGAAUCGUAGUCCGGCUCGCGGGGGCCGCCGGGAGCUGUAGUCCGUCCCACCUGCCCAGUCAGCGCGGUGCCGCCCGUCCUGCGCUCUCGGAGCCCGGAGCCGCCGCCCGGGGGGAUGCGGGAGCCCCCGGUUUGGGGGAACAGAGAGGCAGGCGGGCAGGAGCCGAGGACGGCAUGUCCCAGGCCCCAGGAGCUCAGCCAAGCCCGCCCUCCGUGUACCACGAACGGCAACGCCUGGAGCUCUGUGCCGUGCAUGCCCUCAACAACGUCCUGCAGCAGCAGCUCUUCAGCCAGGAGGCUGCCGAUGAGAUCUGCAAGAGGUUGGCCCCAGACUCCCGGCUGAACCCCCAUCGCAGCCUCCUGGGCACUGGCAACUAUGACGUCAACGUGAUCAUGGCUGCCCUGCAGGGGCAGGGCCUGGCUGCCGUGUGGUGGGACCGAAGGAGGCCCCUGUCCCAGCUGGCGCUGCCCAAGGUGCUGGGACUUAUCCUGAACCUGCCCUCGCCGGUCUCGCUGGGGCUGCUGUCCCUGCCCCUGCGCCGGCGGCACUGGGUGGCCCUGCGCCAGGUGGACGGCGUCUACUACAACCUGGACUCCAAGCUGCGGGCGCCUGAGGUGCUGGGCGACGAGGAUGGCGUCAGGGCCUUCCUGGCGGCCGCACUGGCUCAGGGCUUGUGCGAGGUGUUGCUGGUAGUAACCAAGGAGGUGGAGGAGCAGGGCUCCUGGCUGCAGGCAGACUGACCCCAAGAGGAGGGGCCCACGGCUGCCCGUCUGGAGCGGCUCCCACGACCACAUUAGCCUUCCGAGCAAGCACUGGGGCCUGGGCAGGACACCUCGUGGACCCAGCGGAGGCCCCGCCCCCUGCCCCGUACGCCCCGCCCCCUGCCCGGCCUCCUGCCGCUGCUGCCUCAAUAAACUCGGUAAUUUGCUCCCA
This is a messenger RNA of Budorcas taxicolor (takin), 990 nucleotides long. RefSeq names its product Josephin domain containing 2 (gene JOSD2). Gene Ontology annotation, biological process: protein deubiquitination. The transcript is spliced from 5 exons. Bases 231 to 797 code for a protein of 188 amino acids. Gene Ontology annotation, molecular function: cysteine-type deubiquitinase activity. The record is from RefSeq and is a predicted model, not a curated record. NCBI's taxonomy places the organism in Eukaryota, Metazoa, Chordata, Mammalia, Artiodactyla, Bovidae.